AUGCUGGACGGGUAUGGAAGGUCCACCGUCCCUGUCUUCCCCUGUCGGUUCACAGGGUCGGUCCCCUGCCAGUUUAGCGGGCUAGCCCAUGACCUUGUGCCAAAAUGGGCGACCGCUCAUUUUAUCACCGAAAAAAUACCUGCAGGAAAAACCGACCGCCUUUUCACCACGCCCCCCAUUCCUCCCACUUCCUCUGCUACUCCCCUCCUCUCCUUCCUUCCACCCCCUUUCAACUUCCCACCAGCCCGCUUGUAUUCCAGGCGUCAUUUUCCUCCGCUGUACAUUAUAUCGUUUGCUCAGGUCACUAUGGGCAACGUCGUUUCUGUCUUCCAACCCGGCGGCGGUGAGGGCAACCCCAAGACCGAAAGGGCCGAGCUAGAGAGGCAGCUCACCGAGCAAAAGGAAACCAUUGAUGCUCUCGAGAGCGAUCUUUCGAAGAAGGAGAAGGAGUACAACACAAUCUCCGAGGAGGCCGAAGACCUACGCCAGAAGAUCAUCGACCUUGAUGCCAAGUUGACGACGGCCAGGAAAGAGGACCAGGCUGAGGUCACCCGGCUACGGUCCGAACUCCGGACAAGCAAGGAUGAAUCCGCAGCACGGCUCCGUGCCAACGAUGAGGCCACCGCCGGCCGUCUUCAGGAGCUCGAGGCUGCAAACAGGCAGUUGACCACCCUCCGUGAACAGCUCGAGAAGCUCCGGCAAGACAAGUCCACCGUGGCUGAUGAGCUGGCGGCUGCCAGCAAAGAACUAGCCGAGGCCAAGGAGGAGCGUGCUGCUCUCGAGUCCUCCCUGCGGGACGAGAUUACCUCGUUGCAGACCAGACUAGCCGAUGCCGAACAGGGCCAGGGCAACCUUCAAGAGACCCUCAGCAAGCUCGAGUCCGACGCUGCCUCCGCCAACAAGUCACUGGCCGAGAAGGACGAGGCACUCACCACCCUUCAAGGCCAACUAUCCACUCUAGAGGGCGAGCACCAGCAGCUCAAGUCCGACUCCGAGGCCGAGCUCGCGGCCGUCAGCUCCAAGUACAGUGCUCUACAGCAAGUGCUCGACAAGCUCAAGGCCGAUACCGACUCGGAGCUCUCAGCUGCGAAGAAGGACCUCUCCGACGCUCAAGAGCAGCUGGGCUCCCUCCAGCAGAACCACGACACUCUCAAGUCCGACUCCGAGUCUCAGCUCGCUGCCGCCAAGCAGGAUCUGUCAGAUGCCACCGCCAAGCUGACCACCCUCCAAGAGUCCCAUGACAAGUUGAAGACCGACGCCGAAGCCGAAGCGGCCACGGCCAAGAAGGAUCUCGACACGCUCCGGGUGGAGCUCAAUACACUCAAGGAGAUCCAUGAAAAGCACAAGACAGACGCCGAGGCGGAGCUCGAGUCCACCAAGAAGACCGUGGCCGAGUGGGAGGAGAAGUACAGUGCCCUGCAGCAGGCUCAGUCGGACGCGGCCGGACAGACCUCGCUGCUACAGAAGGACCUGGCUGAACUGCAAGCCAAGUCCGCCGACCUCGAGAAGGCAAACGAAACCCUCAAGGAGAGCUCUUCCAGCGAGUUGGAAGCUGCCAAGAAGGAAGCUGCCACCUGGCAGGAGAAGCACACCGCUCUCGAGGCGUCCCAGGACACCCUUUCCAAGGAUCUCGAAGCUGCCAAGCAGGAUGCCGCCAGCUGGCAAGAGAAGCAUGCCAGUCUCGAGGCUUCUCGCGAUGCUCUGUCCACCGACCUCGAAGCUGCGAAGGCGGCCAUUGCCACCUCCGAGGAGGAGAAGAAGGCCACCGAGGCCAAGCUCGAUACCCUCACCGCCGACCUCGAAGCCGCCAAGCAGGACGCCGCCAGCUGGCAAGAGAAGCAUGUCAGUCUUGAGGCUUCUGGCGGGGCUCUGUCCACCGACCUCGAAGCUGCCAAGAAGGCUCUUGCCACAGCCGAGGAGGAGAAGAAGGCCACCGAGGCGAAGGUCGAUACCCUCACCGCCGACCUCGACGCGGCUAAGACGGACGCCGCCAGCUGGCAGGAAAAGUACGCUGCUCUUGAGACCGCUCGCGAUGCCCUGACCGGCGACCUCGAGACUGCCAAGAACGACCUGGAGUCGGCCAAGUCGGUUACCGUCGCUGUCGAGGAACAGAAGAAGGAGGCCGAGGCCAAGGUCGAGUCUUUGACCAAGGACGUUGAAUCUGCUAAGCAGGAGGCUGAGGCUACCAAGGCCGAGCUCGAGUCGGUGAAGAAGGACGUCGAAGCUGCCAAGGCCGAUCUUGAUACCGUGAAGACGGAGGUCGACGCUGCCAAGAAGGAGGUUGAGGAAGCCAAUGCCGGCCUGGAGACCGCCAAGAAGGAGAUUGAGACCUUGAAGGCCGAGCUCGAGGCUGCUAAGAACGACGGCGCCUCUGCCGACGAGCAGAAGAAGGAAGCCGAGGCCAAGAUUGCGUCUCUGACGCAGGAUGUCGAGGCGGCGAAGCAGGAGGCCGAGACCAGCAAGGCCGAACUCGAGACUGCCAAGAAGGCGGCCGAGGACACCCAGACCGAGCUUGAGGCGGCAAAGAACAACGUCGAGACCGCUCAGACCGAGGCUGAGGCGGCCAAGACCGAGUUGGAGGCGACCAAGAAGGAGGUCGAGACUACUAAGACGGACCUCGAGACGGCCAGGAAGGAGGUCGAGACAACCAAGUCCGAACUUGAGGCGACAAAGACCGAUAUCGAGGCUGCUAAGAAGGAGGGUGAAACGACCAAGUCGGAACUGGAGGCCACUAAGAACGACGUCGAGGCCGCUAAGAAGGACACGGAGUCUCUGAAGAAGGACCUCGUGGACAUCAAGACCACGCUCAACACGGCCAACAGUGAACUCGAGGCCGCGAAGAAGGAGCUUGAGACGGCGCAGGCUGGUCUUGUUGCCGCCGAGGAACAGAAGAAGGCUCUUGCUGAUCUCGAGGAGGCCCAGAAGAAGCUAGAGGAAGAGCUCGCUUCCGAGAAGGAGAAGGCGACCAAGGAUGUCGCUGAGCUUGAGAGCAAGCUCAAGGCUUCGACGGAGGAACAGGACUCUCUGAAGAAGGCAUCCGACGAGCAGGCUUCGAAGCUUCAAGCUCUCCAGGAAGAGCACGACAAAGACGCCGCUAAGAUCAAGAGCCUCGAGGAGGAACAGGCUUCCCUCAAGAAGCUUCAGGAGGAGGCCGAGGCCAAGGUCUCCACGCUCCAGGAGCAAUUCGAGGCAGCCGAGAGCAAAGCAGCCAAGGCGGCCGAGGAGCUCGAGUCGCUGAAGAAGGAAAAGGAAACCCUCGAGACCAAAGCUUCCGACCUCACUGCCGAGGCGGAGAAGACCAAGAAGGCCGAGGCCGACCUGAAGGAGCUGCAGACGAAGCUCGAGACCGACCUCAAGGAGCUCCAGACCAAGUUCGAGGAAGCGCAGGCCAACCUGGCCACGGCCCAGAGCGAGAAGCAGGCUGCGCUGGACAAGGUCGAAGCCAGCGAAAAGAAGCUGAAGGAAUUUGAGGAGAAGCCGGCGGCUGCCACUGAGCAAGCCGAGGCUGCGUAAUGAGGAAGAACUGGAGAGAGAGGGGGGGAAAAGGAGUGGAGCGGUUCAUGAUGCAUGAAGUUGAGAUGACGUCCCGCAAGGGGAGGAAUUAUCAUGACUGGUGGGCCAUGAAUGAGCAACGCAACGCUAACGCUAACGGCUAACGCAACGCAACGGCUGAUGCACUUGUGCUUUCUAUUCUCCACGAUGAUACCUAUUUGCAGUUUUUACCUCUUAAUGUAUGAUUGGUUUUUUGUUUUCUUUUUUUUACUUAGUUGUUAGUUUUGUUAGAUGAGCUUUCCACAAUGCAAUGCAACGCAAUGAUUUACUUU
Messenger RNA from Sodiomyces alkalinus F11, 3824 nucleotides. RefSeq lists its product as hypothetical. The record is from RefSeq and is a predicted model, not a curated record. The coding region runs from base 1 to 3513 and encodes 1170 amino acids. The transcript has 4 exons. NCBI's taxonomy places the organism in Eukaryota, Fungi, Ascomycota, Sordariomycetes, Glomerellales, Plectosphaerellaceae.